This is a messenger RNA of Talpa occidentalis (Iberian mole), 414 nucleotides long. RefSeq names its product C-type lectin domain family 2 member A (gene CLEC2A). Bases 1 to 414 code for a protein of 137 amino acids. The transcript has 3 exons. Lineage: Eukaryota; Metazoa; Chordata; Mammalia; Eulipotyphla; Talpidae. The record is from RefSeq and is a predicted model, not a curated record.
AUGGCGGUUUCUUCUUUUUUAGCAGUACUUUGGAGACGAUCUUCAGAAUGUCCAAAAACUACAGUGUGUUCAAAGGAAUGGAUUGGAGUAGGAGAGAAGUGUUUCUAUUUUUCUGAUGAUACCAGAAAUUGGACAGCCAGUAAAAGUUUUUGCAGCUCACAAGGAUCGGAACUUGCUCAGCCUGACACACAAGAGGAAGUGGGAUUUUUGAAGAAACUUGCGGGAACUUCUGGGUACUGGAUUGGAUUGAGCAGAAAACAAGGAGAGUCCUGGAAAUGGACAAAUGGCAGCACAUUCAAUGAUUUGUUUGAAAUUAAUGGAAAUGGACGUUUUGCUUUUCUGGAUGCUGAUAGAGUCCAAAGUUCCAAGGGACUUGUUGAUAUCAAGUGGAUUUGCAGCAAACCUAGAUUUUAA